Messenger RNA from Encephalitozoon romaleae SJ-2008, 627 nucleotides. Its product is annotated as G2/mitotic specific cyclin 1. NCBI's taxonomy places the organism in Eukaryota, Fungi, Microsporidia, Unikaryonidae. Gene Ontology annotation, biological process: mitotic cell cycle phase transition; regulation of cyclin-dependent protein serine/threonine kinase activity. The transcript has a single exon. Gene Ontology annotation, molecular function: cyclin-dependent protein serine/threonine kinase regulator activity. The record is from RefSeq and is a predicted model, not a curated record. Bases 1 to 627 code for a protein of 208 amino acids. Gene Ontology annotation, cellular component: nucleus; cytoplasm; cyclin-dependent protein kinase holoenzyme complex.
AUGAUGAAAAGGGUAUUCCAAGAUAUAACGAAUGUUAGUAGAAAGAACAUCAAGCUGACGAUCCACAAAUCAUCUCAUAGAAGAAAACUGGUGAAGUGGCUGUACGAGGUGAUGGACGACUUUGGAUAUUCUCAGGUCACAUUCUCGACAGCAGUUUUUAUCCUGGACAAGUACACAGAAACCCGAGGCCUUGAUCUUGGAAAGUAUCAGCUGGUAGGGAUCUCUGCCCUUUUCCUUAGUGCAAAGAUAGAGGAGAAGCGAUGUAAGGGAAUAGAAGACUACGUCCAUGUCACAGACAAUACAUAUUCUAAGGAGGAGAUUCUUGACAAAGAAGUUGAGAUGCUGGAGAUAUUUGGCUUCAACUUGAUGUUCAGGCUUCCUCAUUCUUUUCUCAAGGAAAGAUAUCUUGAGAAGGCAUCCGGUAAAUACACUGUGAAGCAGAGCCAGGAAAUAUUCUUUUGUGCAUUUUCAUAUGUAUUGGAGAAAAACAUCUGUGGAAGUAGUAUGUAUUGGAUAUAUCUAGAAGGAGUUAAGGAGGCCGAGAAAAUUCUCUCUGGGAAUGAGAUAGAUGCAGGCCUCAGGUUCUAUCUGGAGAACAACCGAAGAAUUAAAAAUAUAUUCAUGUAG